AUGGCACAUGAAAAUUAUUUAACAGUGAGUAGACAGCUGCGAAAAUUAAGAGAUCCAAUUAUUGAGAUGGUUGAAUUUGGAAACAUGGAAAAAGGUGAAUUAUUUGGUCGGGCACAAUAUAAUGGUCACGCUGCCUCCUCUUCUUCCUUUUUCUAUCAAAGUCAACCCUUUGAAAAAUGCUUCCACUACACCUACGAUUCUGAAAACACCAAUUCAGUUGCCAACAAUCCGAACCCACAACAUCCAACUUUGGGAGGUGUGGUGGUUGUCAAGCGUAACCGCCCUCUUGAGUCUUCACCGUUCCUCUCUUCAUCCGAUGCGCACUCACACAAACGCACAUUUCGUCUAUUAUCCGGUUAG
Sphenostylis stenocarpa is the source of this 360-nucleotide messenger RNA. Lineage: Eukaryota; Viridiplantae; Streptophyta; Magnoliopsida; Fabales; Fabaceae. The record is from the annotation of a GenBank genome assembly.